Molecule: messenger RNA, 6806 nt
Organism: Electrophorus electricus (electric eel)
Lineage: Eukaryota; Metazoa; Chordata; Actinopteri; Gymnotiformes; Gymnotidae
Gene: cep170aa
Product: centrosomal protein 170Aa
Cellular component (GO): centriole
Molecular function (GO): protein binding
Source: RefSeq, a predicted model, not a curated record
UAGGAAUAACGUUAUUGCUGAGCAACUGAGACGUAAGAGCACACAUUGGGCAGGGCACUGAAAACCGUUUAGCUGUUACAUUGGAUCAUUGCAAAAACAUUGCCUGAAGAGCAUAGAAAGGGGAUGACGUAGGGGCUGAAGGAGAGAGAGCGUGUGAGCAGAGAUGAGCCUCACGUCCUGGUUCCUGGUGAGCAGCGGUGGCACACGCCACCGCCUGCCCCGGGAGAUGAUCUUCGUGGGUCGUGACGAUUGCGAGCUCAUGCUGCAGUCCCGCAGUGUAGACAAGCAGCACGCUGUGAUCAACUACGAGUCUUCCAGUGAUGAACACAAGGUGAAGGAUCUGGGGAGUCUCAACGGGACAUUUGUGAAUGAUGUUAGAAUCCAGGAGCAGAUGUAUAUCACUCUGAAGAUUGAUGACAAACUGAGGUUUGGAUAUGAUACCAACCUGUUCACUGUAGUCCGGGGUGAGCUGCAUGUACCAGAGGAAGCUCUAAAGCAUGAGAAGUUUACCAGCCAGCUCCAGCUGGGAAAGAAGCCCGCCAGUGCAGAGCUCCCCAAAACACCCAGGUCUCCUACCCAAGCCACAGAGAGCAAGACAGCUGAAGCCACCCAGGAACCUGCAGCCAGGCCUGCAGAACCCAGCAAGGCAGAUGACAAAGUGCCAGGGGACAUUGCUGCGUUACACAGAGGAACACCUUUGUAUGGACAACCAUCUUGGUGGGGCGAUGGUGAUGCUGAUGACGAGAACUCAUUUAAACAGGAGAAUAAAGCAUCUGGGAAAAAACAGGAAACUCCUGGGCCAGACGGCAAGGAGGCCAAGAGGGCGGAGAAAGCCAGGGAGAACGGCCUGGGCCCACUAGGCCCUGAGCCCAGCUACUUCGAGAUCCCCAGCAAGGACAGCCACAUGGCAGAGAGUAGCAUCCAUGAGAUCCCCACCAAAGACACGGAGGGCCAGGGCGCUGGCAGGCCCACAGCAGGGGCCGCCGCGCAGGCCAACACCUCCUUCACCAUCGAGUUCGACAGCACCUCGCCCGGCAAGGUCACCAUCAAGGAUCACGUGUCCCGCCCGAGGCCCAAGAAGCCUCAGCCAGGCGGCAAGGAGCUCAGCACCCUGCAGGCGGCCAUCAUGGCCUCAGAGAGCAAGGUGGCUGACUGGCUUGCCCACAACGACCCGCCGCAGGUCAGACGCCCGUCCACGGAGGAGGACAGCAAGAGCAUUAAAAGCGACGUGCCUGUCCACCUCAAGAGGCUGAAAGGCAGCAAGCACGAGGACGGCACGCAGAGCGACUCGGAGAACGGCCUGGGCCUGCGCUUCGGCAGCCGGCGCCAUGCGGCGCUGGAGGAGCGGCUGCGCGCUGCAGGCCUGCAGCGGGCCAGGAUCGGCGAGGGUUCGCCGGCCGCCCCCGCCGGCCGCACCGCCUUCACCAUCGAGUUCUUCGACGAGGACAACCCGCGCAAGCGCCGCUCCUACUCCUUCUCCCAGACGGCGCCGCUGGCCGGAGGAGGGGCGGGGGAGGGCCUUUGCCCAGCGCCGCCCCCGCGGCCCAAGGCGGCGGCGGCGGCGGACGGGGUCAAGGGCGUGGCCGCCACGCUGGCGGCGGUGGCGCCCACAGCAGCAAGGCUGCUACAGAAGCAGAGGUCGGAGGAGGGUGGCAUAGCACGCAGCUCCGUCAGGGUGGGCCAGCCGGCUUCUGGAGAUGAGCCACAGAAGCAGGACGACGACCAGAGUGACAAAGGCACCUAUACCAUUGAACUGGAGAACCACAACCCUGAGGAAGAAGAGGCCCGCUGUAUGAUUGACAAGGUGUUUGGGGUGGAGAGCUCGCAGGAACCCGGAUGCCCUGGGCAACAGCAAGCUGUUAGAAAAACUAAGGACAGCAAGAAAACCGGUGGCACUACAGCUGAGGACCUCGUGGCAGAGUCGAUUGCUGUCGGCAGUCCACGCUGGGUUUCCCAGUGGGCCAGUUUAGCUGCUAAUCACACUAGAACUGAUCCUGAGGGCUCGGGGGCCGAACCCCUCGCCUUCGUCCAUCAGGAGCGAGACACUGAUGCCUUGGAGUCUAUGAAGAGCACCAGCUCUGCCACCUCCAGCCAGGCGGAGCGCAAGAGGAGGACGCUGCCUCAGCUCCCCAUCGACGAGAGGAGCAAGCUGGCCAAGGCCUCCUCCUCCGGCCUGCGUUCAGAGAUCGGCGAGAAGCAGGACACGGAGCCCCAGGAGAAGGAGAGCCACAGCGAGCACAAAGGAGAUGGGGAGUGCACGCCUCCUGCAAAGCCAGGCCGCGCCGCCGAGCCACACGCACGCCCAACGAAGGGUGCAGAGAUCGUUGGCGAGGGGGGCCGCGGGAGGCGGGGCGAGGACCGGAGCAGGGCGAGUGAUGGUGAGAGGAGCGGCAAGCCGCUGGUGAGGCAGGGCAGCUUCACCAUCGAGAGGCCGAGCGCCAACGUGCCCGCCGAGCUGAUCCCACGCAUCGGCCGGCGCGAGCGCAGCGACUCGGCCGGCAGCAUGGACACGGCCACGCUGCUGAAGGACACCGAGGCUGUCAUGGCCUUCCUGGAAGCCAAGCUACGCAACGAGAAGAAGGCGGGGCCAGAGACAGAGGCGGGGCGUUCGGUGUCGCCGGAGUCGGACGUGGACACGGGCAGCGCGGCCAGCCAGGCAGCCGUCGAGGCCGAGCGGAAGGCCGCGCAGAAACGCCGCUCGCUCUCAAGCCUUCACAGGGAGAAGAGCAGCGCAAGCUCAGCGGCCAAGAGCGCGGCUGGCGCGCGCGAGCGCCUGGAGAGGAAGGCCAAGAGCAAGGGCAUGGGGGAGGGGCGCCCGGACCCCAGGCGCCCCCCGCCAGCUGGCCCGCGGGCACGCCAGCCCUCCCUGGACCUGACAGACGAUGAGCAGACAUCCUCGCUGCCCAUUUCUGACAUCCUCUCCUCUGACCAGGAGACCUACUCCAGCCGCUCGCACGGCCGCGGAACGCUCGCUUCCACGGAUGAGCCGUCACACGCCAAACUGGACCCGUCCAAGGGCGGCAGAGCCACUAAGCCCAGCAGCAAGGCCCCGCAAGCCAGCGGGGCGUCCGCGGCCAAGCCCGCGGGGUUGCCCCAGCCGCGGCCCACGAGGGCCUCGCUGCUGCGCCGGGCACGGCUGGGCGACGCAUCCGACACGGAUCUCGCCGACGCCGACCGCGUCUCUGUGGCCUCCGAGGUGUCCACCACCAGCUCCACAUCUAAGCCGCCAUCCGGGAGGAAGGCCCCGUCCCGGCUGGACAUGCUGGCCCAGCCCAGGCGCACCAGAUUGGGCUCCUUCUCGGCACGCAGUGACUCGGAGGCCACGGCGGGCCGCGGGGCGGCCGCCGUGCGCAUGUCCGCCGAGACAGCCCUGCGGCUGGGCCUCCGCGCUCCCACCCCUGCUGAUGGCAAACUGAACCCACGCCUGCGUGCCAACAGCGUCUCCAAACUGGCUGACGCCAAGAGCAAAGUCACACUUCCUGCCUCAAGCACCCCCGCAGAGAGCGUUUACACAGAGCUGCCUCUCGCAGAGCCUGAGGAUGGCCUCACAGAGGACCAGCCCAUGGUCGGGAACAGGUGGAGACGCAUGCCUCCAGAGUAUGCCUCCACCUCCGAGGAUGAGUUCGGCUCCAACCGGAACUCCCCCAAGCACGGUCGCCUGCGGCCGGGCACCACCCUGCGUGCCAGCCGGCUGGGCGGCUCGGCCCCAGCCACGCCCAGCCUGGGUGGCAUCGCCCUCAAGCACAGGAUGAGGGAACAGGAAGACUACAUCCGAGACUGGACCGCCCACAGCGAGGAGAUCGCCAGGUUAUUCCCCUGUGUGCGCAGGAUCAGCCAGGACCUGGCGAAGGACCUGGCCAUCCUGGCGCGGGAGAUCCACGACGUGGCCGGCGAGAUCGACUCGGUCAGUUCUUCAGGCACAGCGCCAAGCACCACGGUCAGCACGGCAGCCACCACGCCUGGCUCUGCCAUCGACACCCGGGAGGAGCUGGUGGACCGUGUCUUUGACGAAAGCCUGAACUUUCGCAAGAUCCCCACUGCAGUGCAGACCAAGGCCCCCGAGAUCAAUGGGCGGCCGGUGGAGCUGCGGUCCCGCACCCCCGACAGCCUGGACCCGCAGACCGCCCUGCGCAGACGCACGUGGAACCGAGACGAGGUCAGGCCGGCGGUGUUAGACAGCUUGCUGUUGACAUCAGUAUCUCAACUGUCUUCCAAAAUCCGCCAAACUGUGGACAAAACAGCAGGCAAAAUCAGGAUAUUGUUUAAGGACAAGGACAGGAAAUGGGAUGAUAUUGAGAGCAAACUUAGUUGUGAGAGUGAUGUACCACUCCUGAAAACCAGUAACAAGGAAAUCUCGUCAAUUUUAACAGAGCUGAAAAGGGUGGAAAAGCAGCUUCAAGUCAUAAAUGUCAUGGUGGACCCUGACGGAACCCUUGACGCCCUGACCAGCCUGGGCCUGGCCAGCCCUAGCACGGCCAAAGCCAAGACCAGCCCCAGAGGCCCCCAGUCUGCCAACGGAGCCUCCACGUCUGCCUCCACCAUUUCGCCCAGCCGAGAGGUACCCAGCCUGGGACUGGACCUCGGCCACCCCCGCCCCUGCCCCCGCGCCCACCCUAGUGCAGAGGCGAGCGCCAUUACCAGCAAGUGAACCGAAAGCAUUCAAACCCUCAGAACACAGAAAACCGAACUUCUAAUGCAUAAUUCGAAAUGAUCUGAGGAUUAAUAAACCUUUACUUGUACAUACUAUAUUGCGCCUAUCAUUUACCGAAAGCUGACAUGUGAGAAACGUCCAUAUUUUGUCCCUCGAAUGCAGCAGUGAAGGUCAAACUGUGGACUUGGACCUUGAUACACAGUGCAGCUGAGCAAGCAGACCCAUCUGCUGCUGACAGGACACAAGAAUCAUUGUUACCAAUGUGUUACAUUUGCUAGAUGUCAUAGUUGGUCUGUGUGCGCAUGUGUGUGUGUGUGUGUGUGUGUGUGUGUGUGUGUGUAAUUGUUCCCUUUCAACUUUAAAAACAACUCCAGUGCCUGUAUGCUCUCGUUGUAAGUGUACCUGUUCUACUAAUGGCAAGAACUUAUAAAACAACCGCAUUCAUGUCUGUUUGACGAGAGGGAACAUUUUCCAUGUACUGCAUGCACCAGCGCUGGGGUCUUGGGAGGUUGGUCAUGUCAGAUUAACAGUCAUUGAGGUCAGAGAACGAGACCAAGGCCUGCAACCAGAAGAACAUCAUUUUAUGAGAGAUUCAAAAGACAGUCACAGAGGAAAGACAGAUGAAAGAUAUAAAACCUUUCAUUAAGUGGACAUUCCCGAGAACAGAAGUGUGACUGUGAAGUGUAACUCAAAACAUCUUACCAAAGUAUGUAGAACCCUACACAGACAUGGGGCAACAGUCACUUCAAAUUCCAUCCAGUGUACCUAAGUGGCUGUGCUAGGAAAUCUUUAAAUGCCAUCUAUGUCUUGAUCACACAAAGUGCAUUUAUGCUAUUAAAAGCAUAUUUCAACUCAGUGAUUUUGGCUAUACCUCCAGUAGAAAAAAAAAAGAUCAAUAAGCUCUUGAUCUUUAUGCACUGAUUUUUUUUUUACUUUUGGGCUAAAAAAAAAAACAUAUAAACCUUAUUACAAGACAGUCCAAAAGUUCAGUUGGAGGUUUUAAUUAGCAGUUGACCUACAGCUGACGCACGUCAGAAUGUUGUUCUCCAUGUUAGAAGGUGUUCAGAAGAUAUGCAGUAUUAGACAAUGACUUAGUGAAAUGUUUUAUGACUGUGCUGUCCAUCUCACAUUUACUAAUAUGUUCUCUCUGGUUUGUGCUGUUGACAUCUUAACUUGAGCCCUGGAGCAAACAGGCUUGCUUUUUUUUUCCUCGCUUACGAUAAUAAACUUGCAGUCCUUCAAACGCACAUUUGGUUUUUAACAGCCAAGAUUCCGUACACUAACAUUCUCUGUUAUCAGAGGAACUUUGUGUGCACUUGGGGGAAGUAGUUGCCAAGUCUGAGCUAAUGGGCCGUUUGUGUCUCCAUGGGGCUCAGAAAGCUCACCAGUCGUCUUGUUCACGGAGGAAGGUGUUCCGACAUCGUGUGUAUACUAUUUUUCCUUAAUCUCCCGUUUACUUUGCUGCUUGGGUGUAUUUACAUUGACGGGGGAGGGUGGGGCUGUCACCAAACCGCUUACCUGGCCGUUCUCUGUGAAUCUGUGUCGUAGAGAGAGUAUGAGUUAGUGCAUCUGUAAUUAGGAACUGAAACAGUAGUGAAGAUUGGUACAGGACUAAACACUUAGGUUUUUUAUGUUUGGUAAAUGUAUGAUGUCACUAAGUGCCCGGUAUGGAAAAUGUAGUUCUUGGGCCUUUUAGAAAUGGAAACGAUUAUGUAGCGUGCUGGUGUCACUUUGCACAUCCCAGACUUAUGUACAUUAAUAAUGUUAUGUGUUAAAACCCAUACAGGGUACAAAAAGACAUGAUACCAAAAUCAUAAGAGUACAUUUUGCUGUUCUUAGAACAGGUUGCAUUAUCAGUGGGACAAACCCUAUUUUACAGUAAAACUGACCUAUUGCAGGUUUUGGCAGUAUAUCACUGUACACUUGACAUGUUUUACAAGAUGAGGAACAGCAAACAUGCUUGGUACAGGGUCUUUUGGUUUUUAUUUCAGUUGGUGCAGUUUACACAUUUCUGUAUCAUAUCAUUUUAUGUUGUUCCUCAAAAAUAAUUUUAUUUAUUUUUGUUUUUGUUUAUUGCAUCAAAUUGUUGCAUCGCAUUUUUUUGUUUUCAGUUAAUGGAAUCUUAUUGCUACUCUCAAUAAAGGAGGAAAUAUUU